Molecule: messenger RNA, 2386 nt
Organism: Camelina sativa (false flax)
Lineage: Eukaryota; Viridiplantae; Streptophyta; Magnoliopsida; Brassicales; Brassicaceae
Molecular function (GO): protein binding
Source: RefSeq, a predicted model, not a curated record
AAGGCGAAAAAUCUAGUACGUAGGUCUAUAUCAUGAUUCAUUUCCAUAUGAAGUGGAGAAAUAUAAGCUAACAAGACCUAAAACAACUUAAUCAUAUAGUUUUUCAUAUUUUCAAAAAGGCUUCAAAAUACGAAUCAAAAGUGAUAAGAGAAAAAAGAAAAAAUUAAAAAAAAAUUAAAAAAAUAAAAGAAAAUCCCUAAAAACUGCGAGCGAGCGUGUUGUUGUUAUAGAGAGGAGGAAGAAGAAGAACAAGAACAAGAACAAGAAACAGUGAUAUCGAACGGCAUGAACGACGACGACGAUACUAACAAUAUUAACAGUUGUAGUGGAUUUGAUAACAAUCGUAUCGGAGACGGAGACGGAGACGGAGACUGUAAUAUCAAUCAGAUCAGUCAAGUAUGGGGAACGUGGGAGGAGUUGGUGUUAACAUGCGCCGUUAAGCGUCAUGCUUUUACCGAUUGGGACUCCGUCGCUAAAGAUGUUCAGUCUCGUUCCCGGAGUUCUCUCAUCGCCUCCGCCGUCAAUUGCAGGCUUAAGUAUCAAGAUCUCAAACGUAGGUUCAAAGAUUCCGUCGACGGCGGAGAAGGAAACAGAGAAGCAGCGGUGGCGGCGGCGGAGGAGGAUGAUGAAGUCGGUGAAAUCCCUUGGCUCGACCAGUUACGGAGUCUUCAUGUUGCAGAGCUCCGGCGAGAGGUUCAACGACGUGACGACUCUAUAUUGUCGCUUCAGUUAAAAGUUAAGAAAUUAGAGGAGGAGGAGGAGAAAGACGGAGAUGAUGGAGACAAUAAACCAGAUCUGGGAAACGACGAAACUAAACCGGCGAAGCUUAACCGGGAAACGACGGAGUCUGACCGGGACGACAAUAGGUCGAUGAACGAGUCCAACUCUACGGCCUCCGUCGAUAAAGUCGCCGAUCACGACGGAGAUAAAAUGGUUGAGGCUUAUUCAGAUCCCGAUCCGGUUAACAAGGCGGCGGCGCCGAAGGAGGAGGAGAAGGAAGAAGAAGAAAAAACGGUUAGUAAAAGAUCGGAAAUGAGCAACUCGGGAGAGUUGGAUGAAUCGGGAACGUCCACUGGUCAUGGAAAUAGGAAAGGACAGAAGAAAUACAGAAGCGGCGGAGGUGGCGGUGAGAUCAAAUCGGCCGGCUAUAAAUCACAGCCGUUGAUAGAUAUCAUUAAGCUGAUCCGGUCUCAUCCUCGUGGUUCCGUGUUCGAAUCCCGUCUUAGGAGCCAGGAGACAAAGGAUUACAAGAGGAUUAUAAGGCAGCAUUUGGACAUGAAGACAAUAGAGAAGAAGUUGGAGAAAGGAUCUUACGCUUCUUCAAGUCUCUCAUUCUACAGAGACCUCAAGCUUCUCUACACAAAUGCCAUUGUCUUCUUUCCUCCAUCUUCCUCCGAAUCCUUGGCUGCACAAGAGCUAAGAUCCCUCGUCUCUAACGAAAUUAAGAAACGAACCGGAAUAUUGGGUCACGGUGUCAUCAAAUCCGAGGCUGGAUCGUCGGUUUCUAGACAAAAAUCCUCUGUUCUUCCUCUGGUUGCCUGUAAGAAGAACAGCUCAUUUUCGAAAAAGACGUCUCCUUCUUCUAGCUUUAAACAAAAAGAUGAGAAGAAAUCUCAGGAAGUUUCAGAGGAGAAGACUGUGACUACUACAACUAGUGCAAGAAGCUCUAGGAGAACGAGCAAAGAGGUCGCUGUUGUUGCCAAAGAUACUAAAAUAGGAAGAGCCAAGAAUAAUAAUAAGAAACAAAAGGCUACGAAAACAGAUUCAUCUAGUGAUGAUGAUGAUGAUGAGAAAGAAGAGACUCCUAAAACAGCGAAGAAGACAGUAGCGAUACCAUCGGAUAAGAAGAAGAGUGUGGCUGAUUUCUUGAAGAGAAUAAAGAAGAACUCUCCACAGAAAGGAAAAGAAACAGCAAGUAAAAAUCAGAAGAAGAGCGAUGGAAACAUUAAGAAAGAAAACGAUCAUCCGAAGAAGAGCGACGGAAAUGUUAAGAAAGAGAACAGUAAAGCAAAACCAAGGGAGUUGAGGAGUAACAGUACGGGUAAAAAGAAGGCUGAGGUAGAGAACAAUAAUAGUAAGAGUUCGUCGAAACGAAAACAACCGAAAGAAACAGCAGAGCCUACAGGAAAACGAGGUAGGGAGUCUGGAAAAGACAGUAAACAGCCAAAGAAAAGAACCAGAAGAUGAAACUGAAUUCGUAUGUGGUUAGGUAUUUGUACAUUUGAUGUGCCAGAAGUAUUCAUCAUUAAUCUUUAAUUAACAUGAGUGUUUUGGAAGGAAUCAUAGGUCUUGUUAGGUUUUUAUUCUCAUAGUUACCAGUUUAGUUUUCAUUUAACAUGUGGUUUCGUUAGCGGGUAUUAUGGCUAUAGACAUGGUGUUGUCUUCA